CACCGUUCUUCGCCGCUAAUAAAUUCACAGGAAUCUAAAGCAUAAGACCGUUCUCUCUCUCUCUGAUUUUCUCUCUCUAUAUAUACGCACACUGACACAUAGAGUUGGCUUUCCCUCGUCAUUCCAGCUCAAAGUUGUCUUUACUCUCUGUCUAGACUCGGCUCAACAUUGGAAUUUCCGGCGAAGACCCACCGGAAUCUGACGACACAGCGGUGGCAUCUGACACAACCAUCGACCCCCUUAGAUGGAGGAUUACCUGCAACUCUUCGUAGACGAGACGUCUUUCUACAAUCGCAUUGUUCUCGAGAACCUCUUGCCGGCUAGAGUGUGGGACCCACUUCCACACUUCUUACAAACAUGGCUCCGUAACUACGUCGCAGGAACCUUACUCUACUUCAUCUCUGGAUUCCUAUGGUGCUUCUACAUUUAUUACUUGAAACGCAAUGUUUAUCUUCCAAAAGAUGCCAUUCCUUCAACAAAGGCCAUGCUUUUGCAAAUAAUUGUUGCAAUGAAGGCCAUGCCAUGGUACACUGCUCUUCCUACACUUUCUGAGUACAUGGUUGAAAGCGGUUGGACAAGGUGUUAUUCUAGGAUUAUUGAUGUUGGUUGGCUUCCCUAUCUUGUGUAUUUAAUGGUUUAUCUUGUAAUUGUGGAGUUUGGGAUUUACUGGAUGCACCGAGAGUUGCAUGACAUAAAACCUCUCUACAAGUAUCUUCAUGCAACACAUCACAUCUAUAACAAGCAAAAUACCCUUUCUCCAUUUGCUGGUUUGGCAUUCCACCCACUGGAUGGGAUACUGCAGGCGGUACCACAUGUUGUAGCUCUCUUCCUUGUUCCAACGCACUUCACAACACAUAUAGGCCUCCUUUUUCUUGAGGCUAUAUGGACGGCAAACAUUCAUGACUGCAUCCAUGGUAAAUUAUGGCCUGUAAUGGGUGCCGGCUACCAUACUAUUCACCAUACCACAUACCGCCACAACUAUGGCCACUACACUAUAUGGAUGGACUGGAUGUUUGGAACUCUUCGUGAUCCCAUGGAUGAUGAACCCAAGAAAGCAAUGUGAUGUGCAUACCUGUGCUGGAUUGGUUUCUUUUCUGUUUCGGUGUAGUUUUGCAGUAAUUCUACCCGCUUCCAUUGGAUAUCUGUUGAUUUGUGUCUUGCAUGUAAAUUAUUUUGCUGGUUUUCAUGAUUUUGACUAGAAAGUUGGUAUUCGAGAGAGGAAAGAGGAGAGGGUUUUAGGUGGAGCUUUCCUUUCUUCAUAUUUGAUGCCAGUAAUCCUGAAUCCCCAGGACUCAAAUAAGUAAUCUUUUGUAGCAAUCUGCCAAUUGUAGGUCAUGCUUCAAUGGGAAACUUCUUUCCAACUAGAGUUCUGUAGUCAUUUUAAGUUGUAAAUUUGUUUGCCUUCUCACUUCUUGUGUUUGGAUUUGACCUCAGUUCUAUGAUGAAAAAUAAAAAAUAAAAAAAUUAAGGGCC
Messenger RNA from Cornus florida, 1473 nucleotides. RefSeq names its product delta(7)-sterol-C5(6)-desaturase-like. Gene Ontology annotation, biological process: lipid biosynthetic process. Bases 245 to 1063 code for a protein of 272 amino acids. The transcript is spliced from 3 exons. Lineage: Eukaryota; Viridiplantae; Streptophyta; Magnoliopsida; Cornales; Cornaceae. Gene Ontology annotation, molecular function: iron ion binding; oxidoreductase activity. The record is from RefSeq and is a predicted model, not a curated record.